CGCACGCGACACAACACUUGACAAAAUGGCCACCUCGCUCCGCUCCAUCAAGUCCCUCGUCCCGCUGCUCGACCGCGUGCUCGUGCAGCGCAUCAAGGCCGAGGCCAAGACGGCCAGCGGCAUCUACCUCCCCGAGUCGAGCGUCAAGGAGCUCAAUGAGGCCAAGGUCCUGGCCGUCGGCCCCGGCGGGCUGGACAAGGACGGCAAGCGCAUGCCCAUGGGCGUGUCUGCCGGCGACAGGGUGCUGAUUCCUCAGUAUGGUGGUUCGCCGGUCAAGGUUGGCGAGGAGGAGUACCAUCUCUUCCGGGACAGCGAGAUCCUGGCCAAGAUCAACGAGUAAAAUGGAUACACCCCGAAAAAAGAUACCCAUGAAGCAAUGAAAAUGUGUACUAUAUAAUGUACUAAAAUACAAGCAUGCAUGUCCGGAUCCUGGAAGAGCGGACACUUCGCGGCUGCAUCAUUCAUAGGGCAGUGGUGAUACUUGGUGUUUUGGGCGCCGAACUCAAGGAAUAGACUUCAUCUCCACUCUUGCCGAGAUGUUCUACUUGGUCGGUUGCCGCCAAUUGCUGACUUUGACAGACUGCUGCAGUUAUCCGGCCUGGUGAUGUCUUUUCGUUCAUGAUAGCUGGAAGAUGGGUUGCACUCUAGCUCGGCAGAGCCGCGAUGGCUUAAACCGAGCUAUCCCGCUCCCGCUCCGAGCUGGUCGGCACAGUACCUUUGCCGCCGGCAGAUAUAUGGAUGCGGGUUCAGGACUUCUUGGCUUUCUCCUCGGCCUUCCUGGUUCUGAGGGGACUGUAUGUGAUGAAUAUAUAGGGUCGU
Canariomyces notabilis is the source of this 819-nucleotide messenger RNA. Its product is annotated as chaperonin Cpn10. The record is from RefSeq and is a predicted model, not a curated record. Bases 26 to 340 code for a protein of 104 amino acids. Gene Ontology annotation, molecular function: metal ion binding; protein-folding chaperone binding; ATP binding. NCBI's taxonomy places the organism in Eukaryota, Fungi, Ascomycota, Sordariomycetes, Sordariales, Chaetomiaceae. Gene Ontology annotation, cellular component: mitochondrial matrix. The transcript is spliced from 4 exons.